GCAGCUCCGUAGUACUGUAAUGCGGCCGACAGGAUGUGUCUGUCGUCCCCGGGGUACUCUAGUGCUCGCCCACCACCAGCACCCCCCCCCCCCCCCGGCAAUUCUCUGCCCCAGGCUCAAGUUGCAACUGGUCGAGGAGUUUCUCACUGAGCGCUUGUUUUGCUAAGCAGCUAGUUGAGACAUUUAUACCACUUACUUCCUUUUCAAACUCGGAAUUAAAGAUCCGGUUGAAGAGAAAAUGUGUUUUUUGUCGUCUUGUCAUCUUUUAAAAUUGUUUGAUCCUUGUGAUUUAUUCUCUUCCUUUUUGGAAGAAAUGCAAGAUUUUAAAUUGAAUUGUGCUUUUUUUUAAAAAAAGUCUACAUCCAAGGGGAUUGAAGCUAAUGGCGAGCGAGACGGGACUGACGCUGAGGGGUCGGCGUAGUUGCGCGAAAUCCACGGACGAAGACAGUCCAAGGAGGUCUGAGGGGCCUGUUGAUGGUUAUGUCCGAUCAGACAGCAAUGGAAAAAUAGAUGCGGAACAUGUAAUAAAUAGAAAAUUGCAGCUCAAGCAAAAGGCUGAGCAAAUGAAGACUGACUUGUUGAAGCAGUUUGAUUUUCAAUUUAACCACUUUGUGGAUAACCUGAUCGAUGAAUCGACCAGCCUAGACUCUGUUUCUCCUUUCUUAUGCGCAUCAGUGAAUAAAGAACUGACAGCUUUAGCUCACAGACAGGCAAGGGCACCCCCAGAGAAGGGAAAGCACUUCGUAUCUCGGCGAUCUCUGCUUGAUGAGCUGUUUCAAGUGAAUCACAUCCGGACUAUCUAUCACAUGUUCAUCGCUCUACUCAUCUUAUUUAUAGUCAGUACCCUGGUGAUGGACUUCAUUGAUGAAGGAAGGCUGGUCCUUGACUUCGAUCUUUUGGUUUAUGCCUUUGGGAGAUUUCCCAUUGUCAUUUCCACCUGGCUCUGCAUGUUCUUGUCAACACUACUCAUUCCAUAUGGCUUGUUUCUGCAAUGGGCAUUCGGAUACUAUGCAUCAAAACAUAAAGUUUUACGUACAGUGUUCUUUGGUGCAUUGUUUUUGUUGUUCCAGAUAGUGGGCCUUUGGGCUGCCCCAGUCUACACAGUUAUUCAUUUUGAUCUACCUCCAGCCUCCCGUUUUAUUGUUAUAUUAGAACAGGUUCGCCUGAUGAUGAAAGCACAUUCCUUCAUACGGGAAAACUUCAGCAGAGUGAUAUCAAAUAAAGAAAGGAACAGUGACAUUCAGAUACCACAGUUUUCCCACUAUCUGUACUUUCUUUUUGCUCCUACGCUAAUAUAUCGGGACAACUAUCCCAGGAAUCCUACAAUUAGGUGGAGCUAUGUUGCUACAAAAUUUGCUCAGGUUCUGGGCUGUCUGUUUUAUGCCUACUACAUCUUUGUACGACUCUGUAUUCCGUUGUUCCGAAAUAUCAGCAAGGAGCCAUUUAGCUUGAAAGUCCUCGUUCUUUGCAUCUUCAACUCCAUCUUGCCAGGUGUGUUGGUACUAUUCCUGGCUUUCUUUGCAUUCCUGCACUGCUGGCUCAAUGCCUUUGCGGAAAUGCUGCAAUUUGCAGACAGGAUGUUUUACAAGGACUGGUGGAAUUCCACAUCAUUCGCAAAUUACUACCGAACCUGGAAUGUAGUGGUCCAUGACUGGCUGUACUAUUAUGCAUAUAAGGAUUUUCUCUGGUUGUUCACUCACCGGUUUAGGGCUGCUGCUAUGUUGUCAGUCUUCACAGUGUCUGCAGUAGUCCAUGAGUAUGUACUGGCAAUUUGCUUUGGGUUCUUCUAUCCAGUCCUCUUCUGUCUGUUCAUGUGCUUUGGAAUGGCAUUCAAUUUCGUGCUGCAUGAUCGCCGGAAAGGUCCUGUCUGGAACGUGGUGAUGUGGACAUCGUUGUUUCUGGGCCAGGGCAUGCUGGUUUGUCUAUAUUCGCAAGAGUGGUAUGCCCAGCAGCACUGUCCCCUUACUAAUCCCUCUUUCUUGGACUUGUUGAAGCCACGUUCCUGGACCUGUCGCUUGCACUCAUAAUGGAUGUGAUCUGUGGGACAUUUUGGUCUGAAUGCAGCUGCACCUUUCAUCAACCAAAUGAAUGUUUCUCCUACACCAGAUAGUGCCUGCUUCCUGAACUGUCUUAAAUUUUGGUCAUCAAGCUGGAUGUUCUCCCAAGAAUCCUAAUCACAGGACAAAUGCCAAUAUAGUGCUAUACAUACUGUGUUAAGCAACCACCAUCUGCAUCACAGAUGGGAGGGAUGCUCAAAGUUAAGUGACUGGAGGGGAAGGUGUUUUAGAUCUUUUAAUUCACAUUGAUUCUUUCUUUCUUAUCACACUUUCUUCAUUCCUUUACAAAAUCCCCUAUAGAAACUGAGGAUAAAUUAGACUUGACUAUCAAGUUGUAAUGCCUUAGUGUUGCAUAUGCACACAAAGCAGUUGUCAAGUGUAUUAUUUUCUUGUUUCACAUGAAAAUGCACAUGCAUAGGAGGAUGACCAUUUUAGUUUAGCAUUGUAAUAUGGCACCAUGAAGGUGCUAAGAGGUAGAUUAAAGGCCAGCAUUCCACCCCCUCCAGGUAUUCCAAACCUGCGAAGUUCCUUAUCUCAGACAAUUUUGGAAGGCAUUUAUGAACUUUCCAUUGACAAGGAAAUUGUUUGGUAAGUUGCUUCGAUGGUGUCCACCUUUCAGCGUACCCCAAAGUACUAGUCUCAAAAAAUGGCAAAAGUAAUUGUGGCUGGAACUGAUCUUGGGUUUAAGAAGUUGUCAAACUUGAUCGAACUUGAAAUGUUAGUUGUUUAUUUGGCUAUAUCAAAAAAAAACUUGAAAAGAAGAUAUCACUAUUGAACAAUGUAGAAUUUUUUGAAUAGGUCUUUGGAUUUUGCAUGUUUUUUUUAAUGUGAUUUCCGUGUCUUCCUGAAGACACUCACCCGAAUUUCUGUGGAUGUCUUUAAUUUUCUGGUACCUCCCUGAAAAAUCUUGGUCUGGAUACUCAAGACUACUCGCAGAACCUUGACCUGUGUUUCUGCUCUUGACAGUGCAAUCAGUUACGGUACCCUCAUGGCCAGUCCAACUGAGAUAAACUGACCAAUCACACUGGGAAUGGAAGCAGGGUUCUUGAUCUCUGCACAUUUAGAUAUUGCAUUUACUGAUUCAGUCUGUAAUUCUAACAAGAAUAAUUGACCAAUAUCAGAACAGUGCUGUUGACAUUCUGGAUGGUUCACUACUUCACUGGCCACCUGUUGGACAAGCAUUCUAUCUGAUUUUGUCAUAGGAUUGAUUAUGCUCUGGAAUGUUUUCUGUGGUAGUGCCCUACAAUAAUUCACCUGAUGUUUCUGCACUAGGAGGCCUUGAUCUAGCUUAAUCAUAACUAGAGUAAUUGAGGUUUUCAAAAUGAAAUUACUAAAACUAAGCUUUGUACUUGGAUUCAUGGUUAGAGUUGGGAUUCAGAAUUGAAAAUCUUCGAGGUUUGAUCAUUUUUAAAAUUUUGUCUCAUUUGUUACUCUAGUUGAAAUAAUAUAAGAACAUGCUUGCCUGUUCCUGUUCUAAUAUAGUAAAGGUACCAAAGUACCUAUUUCGAGGGGCAAGACUGCAUCUUGGCAUUUAAGUUAAGGUGUCAGUGUCUUGAAUAUUUGGAUUUGAACUAUGAAUCCACUAACUACAAAAAUGUUAAUCAAGACUGCUUAUUAGAAGUGACAUUUCAUAUACUUACUGUAUUACAUUUUCUGGAUUUAGUCUGAAUUUCAAAAUCUUGGAUUGGAAGCCUAAAAAUUGAAAUGGAUGAUAAGUAAAGUCUAAACACGUUUUGUUGUGUCUUCACACUCCAUUCCAAAGCAUGUUAACAUUUUGGUGGUUAGGAGGCUUUAGGUGCAGAGAGUAGCAGUGUGAAGUCCAUAAGAAGGCUUUGAUUAUUGAGGUCUGUAAGAAUUCCAAAAUUAUUUCUCCUAAAAACUGUAAUUCAUACCUACCACUGGUCGGAUACUUUAUUUUGGGCCUGGAACUACGUAUGGCUUUGUUCCACUGCACAACUUCCUACUUGAUACACCUAUCUUCUAUUACUCAACUAGAAAAGGAUGAGGAGUAGAGAAGAAAAGCACCUGACUUGCCAGCUCACCCAAAUACAUCUUGUUUGUUGUUAACCAGUCCUUGUCAAUGUUUUUGGUAAACAAAAUAACCCUUGUCUGCCCCCUUUCUUGACCAAAGGUGGCUUUAUUUCACAUGAUUUCUAUGGGAAAAUUAAAGGGACUCGAAAGCAAUAUUUACUGUAUAAGUUUGUGGGGAGAAACUUUUUUUCAUCUGAAUUUUAUUCUCCUGAUUGGUGUGAAGUCUGUUUGAGUGCAAAGCCAAAAGCAAUGGGUGGAGGUAGACGGACCUUCUAUUUAAUUUUUUUUAAUUACUAGAAAUCCUCAGUUGAGUUUUGUAAUGCAUUUGCACAUUUCUUUUGAUUCUGCAUUGAAAAAUCCUCUGUGCCAAUUUUUUUUCUGUGUACACUAACAUAGAUUAUGAACUUUACUGGUUAUUUCUUGAAAAACGUACAAUUAUAACUUAGCCAAGCUGAAAUUGUUCAGGUUUUCUUGCUCUGUGAAACGUUCACAUUUUUACCUGCAAAGGGAUGAUGAAUAGAUUCCAGGCUGGUGCUUGGAAUUCUAGUAACUGCUUCUGGUAAAUCAUUGUUUUUGCAACAUGUGUCAAAACAUAGAUUACGGGUGUGCACUUGUUGUUCAUUGUGUACAGAAUUACUUCACAUUGAAAGGCAUUUCAGUGGAAAGGUAAUAUUGGUUGUUCAAGACCAUAAUUGAGCAUGUUGGUGAUGAUUUUCUUCCCUAAAGUUCCAUAUUCAAAAAUAAUUUAUUCCAUUUCUCAAAUCAAAUCUGGGAUUUUUGUUGCGAGAAGCAACCUUUAUCUGAAUAGUCGCACAUGUAAUCUUAGUGUUGACUGAUUUUUAUCUCUUUCGCCAACCAGCAACCACCCUUCCACUUCAGAACCUUCCUUCACGUGCUAUGUUUAUUCCUCUACAAGACCAACAAUGUUCUGAAAGAACUAUAUUUGAUUUGAGAAAUGCCAUUAAAGGUAUCUAGAAGGGGAACAGUGUUUUGAAGAACAGUAUGUACUCCUUUAUAUUCAGAAUUAAAACACAGAAAUGAUUGCAUUUUAUAUCACAGUUUGUUGAUCCAAAGAUGUAUUAUAAAUGAGUGCAUGUUAUUUUUGGAAUAUCUGUUUUGAAGGAUGAUUGUGUCCAAGAAUGGGAUCUUGUGAAAUAUUUUGUUGCAAAUAAAUGUAUGAGUAAUUGG
Stegostoma tigrinum is the source of this 5276-nucleotide messenger RNA. RefSeq names its product sterol O-acyltransferase 1 (gene soat1). Gene Ontology annotation, molecular function: fatty-acyl-CoA binding; cholesterol O-acyltransferase activity; cholesterol binding. The record is from RefSeq and is a predicted model, not a curated record. The transcript is spliced from 16 exons. Gene Ontology annotation, biological process: cholesterol efflux; cholesterol metabolic process. Gene Ontology annotation, cellular component: endoplasmic reticulum membrane. NCBI's taxonomy places the organism in Eukaryota, Metazoa, Chordata, Chondrichthyes, Orectolobiformes, Stegostomatidae. Bases 381 to 2027 code for a protein of 548 amino acids.